Molecule: messenger RNA, 2385 nt
Organism: Lodderomyces pseudojiufengensis
Lineage: Eukaryota; Fungi; Ascomycota; Pichiomycetes; Serinales; Debaryomycetaceae
Gene: ACO2
Product: aconitate hydratase
Exons: 1
Coding region: 1-2385 (794 amino acids)
Biological process (GO): tricarboxylic acid cycle
Cellular component (GO): mitochondrion; cytosol
Molecular function (GO): 4 iron, 4 sulfur cluster binding; aconitate hydratase activity
Source: RefSeq, a predicted model, not a curated record
AUGUUAAGAGCUACAUCAUCAAUACAAAGAGCUGGUACAAGAUCUUUGGCGACUCAAUCUUUCAACUACCAAGUACCACAAGAAUAUGUAUCAAGAACUCCACCAUAUUCAAAAUUGAUUGAUAAAUUGUUAACGGUUAAAAAAAUAGUGAAACAACCAUUAACUUUGGCUGAAAAAAUACUAUAUUCUCAUUUAUAUGAUGUCGAGGAAAGUUUAACGUCAUCAAACGUAGGGGAUAUAAGAGGUCAACAAUAUUUAAAAUUAAGUCCUGAUAGAGUAGCUAUGCAAGAUGCUUCCGCUCAGAUGGCUCUUUUGCAAUUCAUGACAUGUGGAAUGAGCUCAACAGCUGUUCCAGCUUCCAUACAUUGUGAUCAUUUAAUUGUUGGUAAAGAUGGAGCAUCUCAAGAUUUAACUAAAUCAAUUGCAACAAAUAAAGAAGUCUUUGACUUCUUACAGAGUUGUGGUGAGAAAUACGGUAUACAGUUUUGGGGACCAGGUUCAGGGAUCAUUCAUCAAAUUGUAUUGGAAAAUUUUUCUGCUCCAGGUUUAAUGAUGUUGGGUACAGAUUCACAUACACCAAAUGCUGGUGGUUUAGGUGCCAUUGCUAUUGGUGUAGGUGGAGCUGAUGCUGUUGACGCUUUAACUGGUACUCCGUGGGAAUUAAAAGCCCCCAAAAUAAUGGGUGUUAAAUUAACUGGUAAAUUGUCAGGAUGGACUUCACCAAAAGAUGUAAUUACAAAAUUAGCAGGAAUUUUGACUGUAAGAGGAGGUACUGGAUACAUUGUUGAAUAUUUUGGUGAAGGUGUAUCGAAUUUAUCGUGUACCGGAAUGGCCACUAUCACUAAUAUGGGAGCUGAAAUUGGUGCAACAACCUCUAUAUUCCCAUAUCAAGAAGCACACAAAAGAUACUUGGCCCAAACUAAUAGAGAACCUAUUGCAAAUGCUGCAGAUGAAGUUAAUAAACAGUUUAAAUUUUUACAAGCUGAUCAAGGUGCAGAAUAUGAUAAAGUUAUAGAAAUUAAUUUGUCGGAGUUGGAACCACAUGUUAAUGGACCAUUUACACCAGAUUUAUCAACACCAAUUUCGAAAUUUGGUGAAACUGCUGAAAAAGAAGGUUGGCCAGAAACUGUUUCAGCUGGUUUAAUUGGAUCAUGUACAAACUCAUCAUACCAAGAUAUGUCAAGGGCUGUCUCAAUCAUAAAACAAGCUGAGAAUGUAGGAUUAAAACCUAAAAUUCCAUUCUUUGUAACUCCAGGAUCAGAACAGAUUAGAGCAACAAUAGAGAGAGAUGGUUUAAUAAAUACAUUUGAAAAGAAUGGAGCAAUAGUGUUGGCUAAUGCUUGUGGUCCAUGUAUUGGUCAAUGGGAUAGACAAGAUGUUUCAAAGACUUCAACCGAUUAUAAUGCUAUUUUUACAAGUUUCAAUAGGAAUUUCAGAGCAAGAAAUGAUGGUAACAGAAAUACAAUGAAUUUCUUGACGUCACCAGACAUGGUUACGGCGAUGAUAUAUUCAGGAGAUGUAAAUUUCAAUCCAAUUACUGACUCAAUUGAAUUGGCCAAUGGUGAAAAAUUCAAGUUUCAACCACCUCAAGGUGAAGAUUUACCUCAAGAGGGUUUCAUUAAAGGUAGAGAAGAAUUUUAUCCUGAAGCUAACCCACAACCUAAACCGGAAAUAGCUGUCAGCGUUAGCCCUGAGUCAGAUAGAUUACAAUUAUUAGAACCAUUUGAACCUUGGUCAGGUGAAGAAUUAGCCACUAAUGUUUUACUUAAAGUUGAAGGCAAAUGUACUACAGAUCAUAUCUCAGCAGCUGGUGUCUGGUUAAAAUAUAAAGGACAUUUAGAAAACAUCUCAUAUAAUACUUUAAUUGGAGCUGUAAACAAGGAAACUCAAGAAGUAAAUAAGGCUUAUGACUUGAAUGGUGAUCAAUAUGGAAUUCCAGAAUUAAUGAUGAAAUGGAAAGCAGAUGGAAGACCAUGGAUAGUUGUAGCUGAACAUAAUUACGGAGAAGGAUCUGCUAGAGAACAUGCUGCUUUAUCACCAAGAUUUUUAGGAGGUUCAAUAAUACUAGUUAAAUCUUUCGCUAGAAUUCAUGAGACAAACUUGAAAAAACAAGGUAUGUUACCAUUGACUUUUGCUAAUGAAUCAGAUUAUGAUUUAAUAUCAGCUGGAGAUUUGAUUGAAACUGUCGAUUUGAAAAAUAUGAUUGAACAAAAUGGAGAUAAUGGGGGAACAUUAAAAUUAUUAGUUACUAAACGCGAUGGAUCGAAAUUUGAAAUUAUAGCUAAGCAUACUAUGUCGAAAGAUCAAAUAGAAUUCUUCAAAGCCGGUUCUGCUAUCAACUAUAUUGGAAAUCAAAAAAGACUUGAGGAGCAACGAACUGCUUAA